Molecule: messenger RNA, 7560 nt
Organism: Pantherophis guttatus
Lineage: Eukaryota; Metazoa; Chordata; Lepidosauria; Squamata; Colubridae
Gene: GUCY2D
Product: guanylate cyclase 2D, retinal
Biological process (GO): intracellular signal transduction; receptor guanylyl cyclase signaling pathway; cGMP biosynthetic process
Cellular component (GO): plasma membrane
Molecular function (GO): ATP binding; protein kinase activity; guanylate cyclase activity
Source: RefSeq, a predicted model, not a curated record
CACAAGCCCCACUCCCUCCCAGCACUGAUGACGUUCCCUAGUUGGGUCCCGAAACGUCUGUAAGAAAACCCCCCAACCUCAGAGCGCUCCAAGGACCCCACAUUUCCACCUUGAGCUACGCCUCUUCUCUUCCCUUGACUCCACAAGCCAGGGUUACAGAAGAGGGAGCCUUUUACCGCGCGAGAGAGUUAUUUUAAUCUCGUCGGUUAUCAAGGCUUGAUGUAAAAUAAGACCCGAAGGGACAGAUUAACUCCUUAAAUCUCCCUGGAUGGAUUCUUAUGUCUCCAAGCUCAUUUAGAAGAUGGGUCAGGCUCUAUUUAAAAGCGAAAUAGCCUUUACUAAGAAGCAGGGACCAGAAGAUUGUGAAAUGUUAUCAAACCGGAAUGGGCGUGAGCUGGAAAUCUUUACGGAUUCCUGUUUGGUGAUAUUUUUCGGGGUGCGCGUGUGUCUUGGCGGCUACCAAAUUUUCCUGAAGGCUGUUAGAUUGAAAAGAAUUCGCUUUAGCAUACAGUGUUUCCCCGAAAAUAAGACCCUGUCUUAAUAUUUUUUUGAAUUCUGAAAUAAGUGCUUGGUCUCAUUUUCGGGGAGGUCUUAUUAUUUUGGGGCGCGUGGAGCAAGACGGGGCUCCUCUUGCCGUCUUUUCUGAUUUCCAGCUGUUUCUCCCUAACCCUAACCAGAGGAAAUGGCGGGGACCGAUUGGGCUUAUUAUCAGGGGAGGUCUUACUUUCGGGGAAACAGGGUAGUUAGAAGCCUGUUCGGUGGUCUCUGAAUUGAAGCCGUCUUCACCCACCCUGGAAUUGGCAUACACUUCUCCACGGAGAAGCCAGAUUCACUUAACAACCAUGUGACUCACUUACUAACCGCAGUGACUGGACAGCCACUUGUCUGGAAUGGUAUACGGUUUCCUGACUGAGCAGUAUCCUUUCCCCUGGAGUGGGGUGGGAAUGGAGAUUUUACAGUAUCCUUUUCCCUGGAGUGGGGUGGGAAUGGAGAUUUUACAGUAUCCUUCCCCUGCCAUGUCCACCAAGCCACGCCCGCCAAGCCACGCGACGCCCACCAAGCCACACUCGCAGAACCGGUAGUAAAAAAAUUUGAAACUCACUACUGGAACAUUCGAAGCAGGAGUGGAAACCUGGAGUGGACGAGAGUCGAUCUUUGGAGGUCCAACAUUUUGGGGGGUUAUGCCUAUUAUGGAGCUAAUGCUGCAGAUUCGAUAUCUUCUUGUCUACCAAUAAUCUAAAUACGGUGUCAUCAUUGAGAUGGUGGGUCUCAAUGCAAUUUUAUAGGGAUAUUUGACAUAUUUUCACUCUAUCCAUCUUCCUGUGAGUAAAACCCUUUUUUCCAAUAUUGUUGUGGCCCGUCAGUGGCCUGUGCAGCUAGUAGCUGAUUCCGACAGCGAGGAGGCUGGUGUGGUGCUGCGCCAGCAGCCUGUGCAGCUGGCACUCGAGUCGGACAGUGAGGAGGCUGGAGAAGAUGUGGUGCCAGAGGCGGGGAUUCAGCCAGGGCCUCCAGAAGCUCCCAUAAGUGAAGAGGAAGAAGAGGAGGAGUCUCUUCUCAAUGCACGAGCGCGUAGAGCUGUUAAAAGGCAGGAGUGGCUCCUCAGGAGGAGGUCUCCUCAAGAGUAAGGCUUGGGGCUAAUUGGCCACUCCCUUAGCCUAUUUAAGGAAGGACGAUGACUGAGGCAAUUUGCAGGGAACAACUUCGUUCACUCUCCUUCGUGUCGUCUGGAUCGUAAUUCUCUGCAAAUUGCUUCUGGGCUUUCUGCCAACCAUAGUAAGAUUACGAUUAUUUAUUCUUUGGAUUCUUGUAGGCUUUAAGAAAGUUAAUUAACAGCCUUUGUUUGAAAAAGAAUAAUUUAGUAAACUAAGGUUCGUACCGACUUUGUGUGUGCUGCGUUCUUUGGGGUCCGUAGCUGGGGCAGAACAAAUAUCAUCAAAUUAGUUGCAAGUGUAGGAAAAGCCAGGAGGAAUUCUGAAUUCUUCUCCAGCCUGCUCUCAUGCUCCUCUUCUCUUUCUUUUCCUCCUUCCUUCUUCCCUUCCCUUCCUCUCUCCCUCGUUUGACGGUGAAGAGCCACCCUUGAUCAAGUUGAUGGCAGGAGAUGGGCCCAAAGAUUUCUGGACUUGGUCCCUGAGGAACUGAAGUUCGGUGCCUUCUCCAAUUUCCCUUCCUUGCCACUCCGCCAGAUCGCUUCCUAAAUCCACGACGACAACAUGACCCGAAGUUGGAUGGGUUUCCUGCUUUGGCUCUCCAACCAUCCGAGGUGGACCUACUGUAGAGGGCCUCCUUGGUGGCCCCUUCUCUUCUGGCCUCUGGUUCUUCGCCUUCCUCUCACCAUCCACGCAACUACCUUCAAAGUUGGGGUGAUAGGUCCCUGGAAGUGUGACUCCAUCUACGCCCAAGCCUACCCCGACGCAGCGGCCAAGUUGGCUGUUAGUCGGAUCAACAAGGACCCAACCUUAAACAAGGGAUACUGGUUUGAUUACGUCCUCGUCAACGAAGACUGCCAGACUUCCAAGGCCCUCGUGGCCUUAGUCAACGCGGAAUAUUACGCCUCUGGUUUCGUAGGCCCGGUUAACCCGACGGCCUGUCAGGCAGCUGGGAUGCUGGGUAAAACUUGGAACAAGCCCAUCGUCUCCUGGGCUUGCUUGACGGAUGACGCUGAGGUUGGCCGUUUUGGGACUUUUGUGCGGCCGUUACCUCAGGCCUCCGUUGUGCUCUACACUGUCCUUAAGCACUUCCAGUGGGCUCACGUGGCUGUGAUCACCUCUAAAGAAGACCUCUGGGUCCAAGUGGGGCAAGGCCUAGCCGACUCGUUGAGGAACUUCGGCCUGCCCGUUACCGUAAUGGCCACCAUGGAUGAUGACCCGAGUGAGGUGGAGGAAGCCCUUCAAAAGAUCAAGAAGGCCAACAAUAUACGAGCGGUCAUCAUGUGCAUGCACUCCGUCCUUCUGGGCGGAGAGGAGCAGCGCCUCCUCCUGGAGAAGGCCGAAGAGAUGGCCAUGACUCAAGGGAGCUACAUUUUCAUCCCCUACGAUGCCCUGACCUACAGCCUGCCCUACCAGAAGGAGGUCUACACAGUGCUGGAGGACAACCUUAAGUUACGCCGGGCGUACGAUGCCGUGCUCACCGUCACCAUCGACUCUCCGGAAUAUUCUUUCCGGCAGGUCUUUGAAGAGGCUCAGAAGAUGAAAGAGAUUCCCGGACAACUCAGCGCGGAGAAGGCCCAUCCUUUGUUCGGCACCAUUUUCAACUCCAUCUACUUCCUAGCCAAGGCUGUGGAGAACGCUCGUCUGUCCGGCAAGAGGGUGGUAGGAACGACCAUUGCUGAGCACGCCAGGGACUUUGAGCUGGAAGGCUUUAGCCAACCGGUGUCAGCGGAUGAAAAGGGAGGCGCCGAGGUCCCGUACAUCGUCUUGGACACGGAUGGAAGAGGCAGCCGUCUUCACCCGGCUUACGUAGUAGACCUGGAUUCUGGGAUCCUGCGUUUCAUAGGGCAGGCUGUCCAUUGGCCUUACAAUACCAAGGCGCCUUCGAACCCCGGUUGUUGGUUCAACCGUGGCACCCUUUGUACCGGGGGUGUGGGUGGUGGCUUCAUUUUCUUCCUCUUCCUCCUUGUUAUUUUCUUGUUCCUGGGUGGAUCUCUCCUGGCUUACUAUCUUCGAUGCCAGUUUCUGCAUGCUCAGCUGUCUAUAGGACCCAACAAGAUUGUCCUGACCGGGAGCGACCUGACUUUCAUCAACCUCCCGAGCAGCAGAAAGAAGUCGGAUGACGGCUCUGAGAAGAAAAGCUUGAAAAAUGAGGCGGAGGUGGAACAGAAUGUAGCCGUGGUUGAGGGUGACUGGGUGUGGCUGAAAAGAUUCCCCGGAACAAAGAACAUCGAGGUCAAAUCAAGCGCCGAAAAAGUUUUUUGCCAGCUGCGGGACCUGAGACACGAAAACGUCAACCCUUUCGUAGGCUUCUUCCAUGACAGCGGGGUCCUGGCUAUUGUCUCCGAGCACUGCAUGCGAGGGAGUCUCGAGGACCUUCUCCGUAACGAGGACAUGAAGCUGGACUGGAUGUUCAAGUCGUCCUUGCUGCUGGACCUUAUCAAGGGAAUGAAGUAUCUGCACCAUCAGAAAUUCCCGCACGGUCGGCUGAAGUCUCGGAAUUGCGUGGUGGACGGCCGUUUUGUCCUGAAAGUCACGGAUCACGGAUACAACGAAUUGUUGGAAGCUCAGGAGGUGGACCGAGAACCGAUGAAGCCUGAGGACCGUUUCUGGACCGCGCCAGAAAUGUUGAGGAAUCCGGCGCUGGAACGGAAAGGCAGCCUCUGGGGCGACAUCUACAGUAUUUCCAUCAUCAUUCAAGAAGUCAUCUGCCGCGACGCGCCUUAUUGUAUGCUGGAUAUGAGCGCCGAAGAGAUCAUCAAAAAGGUGGAGAAACCCCCUCCUCUUUGCCGCCCGUCUGUCUCCAUAGACCAAGCGCCGAUGGAGUGUAUCCAGCUAAUGAAGGAAUGCUGGAGCGAACAACCGGACAGGAGACCCAAUAUCAAUCAAGUCUUUGAUCAGUUUAAAAGCAUCAACAAAGGAAGGAAAACCAACAUUAUCGACUCCAUGUUACGUAUGUUGGAACAAUAUUCCAGCAAUUUGGAAGACCUGAUCCGGGAAAGGACCGAAGAGCUGGAAGUCGAGAAGCAGAAGACCGACAGAUUGUUAACGCAGAUGCUGCCCCCUUCUGUGGCCGAGGCCCUGAAGACGGGGGCGCCAGUGGAACCCGAAUAUUUCGAAGAGGUGACCUUAUAUUUCAGCGACAUCGUGGGCUUCACCACCAUCUCAGCCAUGAGCGACCCCAUUGAGGUGGUUGACCUGCUCAACGAUCUGUACACCCUCUUCGACGCCAUCAUCGGCUCCCAUGACGUGUAUAAGGUGGAGACCAUUGGCGACGCCUACAUGGUAGCCUCUGGGCUGCCGAAACGGAACGGGAAACGACACGCGGGUGAGAUCGCCAACAUGUCCCUCGAUAUCCUCAGUGCGGUUGGCUCUUUUAAGAUGCGUCAUAUGCCAGAAGUACCCGUCCGGAUACGCAUCGGCCUGCACUCCGGGCCCUGCGUGGCUGGCGUGGUGGGACUGACGAUGCCACGCUACUGUCUCUUCGGGGACACGGUCAACACUGCCUCGCGGAUGGAGUCCACUGGCCUUCCUUAUCGCAUCCACGUCAACCUGCGGACCGUGGAGAUCCUGCACGCCCUCAAAGAAGGUUACAAGCUCGACUUACGAGGGAAAACCGAGCUGAAGGGAAAAGGCACGGAAGACACUUACUGGCUCAUCGGUCGCGACGGCUUUACCAAACCUAUUCCUACUCCCCCAGACCUGAAGCCAGGGGCGAGCAGCCACGGGAUCAGCAUGGAUGAAAUUCCUGCCGAUCGGAAGGAGAAGUUACAGAAAGCUCGUCAGGGACAGAAAAUAUAACCCUGGGAAGGAGACCGUUGCAUGAAGGCGGUUGGGAUGGAGGUCAACCAACUCCCAGGAGUUUUCUGCUGAAGGCCUUUGGGCAAAUCUGCCAGAAGAGGACGAAUCCACACCCGGGCAGGGAGCCAUCCCAUAAUAAUCCAAAGGGAUGCAUCCCUUCCCAUCCGUAUCUUCUGCUACUUUCAAACUUCUAGUGCGUGACGGGACUUCAGCUGGUCUCGGAUUUCUUACUUACCACGGUGACGAACGGUGAGAUGCGUGCUGGGAUUUUCGGCCAACUUGAUCCUCCUCAUCUGAAACUCUUGAGAUCAGAGCCGAGGAGAUGGUGGGACUUUGGCCAAGCCAGGAACGGUGGUUGUUCUUGACUUCCCAUUGGAGACUUUGUCUGGCUUUUGAUAAAGAUGGACAUCUGGAUUCCAUAAUAUCGUUAAUUAUUUCUUUAGCAAAGAGACCAAGCGGAGCGAAAGGCCUAAAAAAAGAAAAAGGAAGACAAUGAUUUCAGAGAAAUCGUGGAGAGAUAAUCCAGCUGGAACUGGUCUCGGAGGGCUUUGUGGACACAACACAACAAAGGAGAGUUUGUUGAUAGUCUUCUGAUUUUCUAGAAGAAACCGAAUCCGUGGAGAAGGGAAGCUGGGAUGGAGCUUGGAGACUGUACAGCGUGAAUGAGACAAUAUUCCUGGACACCAGUGAAGGAUGGACUCCAGCUCCGAAGGCCAACCGUUAGAUAUCGGCGUUGCCUCGAAGGAAUAUUUGUGACAAUUUAUAUAUAUAUAAAUUGUCUUUCUUCUUAAAGAAUUCAUGUCCUUUUCCGAGCCAGGAGUCUGAAUUUAAUUUCAUUACUUUAUCUCCACCUCAAAAGUAGAGAGGACAAUUUAAAGUAGAGAAGUAGGAAGGAGGCACGAUCAACUGUUCUAUGAUCCAAGAAUGUUGAUUUUAGUUAUUUCUGAGGAGAAAUUGUGUUAAAUCUUGCGUAUUUUUUAAAACCUACUUGAGGACGAGAAGCAAGGAUGGAUUUGGGGAUCCGAAUUUGGGAAAUUUGGGGAAACGAGUUGCCUCAAAAGUUUCUUCUGGAAAAUAAUUAAUGUUUAAAUAUAGCAUCUUGAGGUAACUGGUCAUUAUUAGCAGCGUUUCUUAAUUUUGCUCACUUUAAGCCGCGUGGACUUCAACUCCCAGAAUCCCCCUACCAGGGAGGAUUCUGGGAGUUGAAGUCCACAAAGCUUAAAGUUACAAAGGCUCAACGCAUUUUUCAAGACUGCAAUGCAGUUCUCACAGUGAUUUUCGAACUCGGCACCUUUACGAUGUCUGGAUUUCAAACUCCCAGAAUCCCCCCACUGGCUGUGAGAGUUUAGGGAAGACCACUCCGUAACCACAGCGGAGUCAAAACAAAAUUUUAUCUUUAGCUACGCCGCUACAAAACUACCUGAAAUUGAAUGAUUCGGAGUCUCCAGAUUGGGUCCAUCGUUUCAAAGUUAACAGCUAAAAUAAUUCCAGGUCCGAAUUUUAAAAGUUUGCUCUGUUGUAAUGGGUUUCCUAUAGGGCCAUCUAAAUAUAAGAUACAGAUACUGUUGUGGUCCGUACGUGGCCUGUGCAGCUAGUAGCUGAUUCAGACAGCGAGGAGGCUGGUGUGGUGCUGCGCCAGCAGCCUGUGCAGCUGGCGCUCGAGUCGGACAGUGAGGAGCCUGGAGAAGAUGUGGUGCCAGAGGCAGGGAUUCAGCCAGGGCCUUCAGAACCUCCAGAAGCUUCCAUAAGUGAAGAGGACGAAGAGGAGGAGCCUCUUCUCGAUGCACGGGCGCACAGAGCCGCCAAAAAGGCAGGAGUGGCUCCUCAGGAGGAGGUCUCCUUGAGAGUAAGGCUUGGGGCUAAUUGGCCACUCCCUUAGCCUAUUUAAGGAGGAACGUCGACUGAAGCAAUUUGCAGGGAACAACUUCACAUACCUUCGUGUCUUGUCUUGCUUAUCUUAAUCAGCUUCCUGCAAAUUGCUUCUGGGCAUUCUGCCAACCACAGUAAGCUUUCAGUUAUUAUUCCUUGAAUUCUUGGCGGCUGUUAAUGCAGUUAAUUAACAGCCGUUGUUGUAAAAAAACUGGUUUAUUUAGUAAACUAAGGUUUGAACGGA